Messenger RNA from Biomphalaria glabrata, 1787 nucleotides. RefSeq lists its product as uncharacterized. The record is from RefSeq and is a predicted model, not a curated record. Lineage: Eukaryota; Metazoa; Mollusca; Gastropoda; Planorbidae. Gene Ontology annotation, molecular function: ubiquitin protein ligase activity. The coding region runs from base 166 to 1107 and encodes 313 amino acids. The transcript is spliced from 9 exons. Gene Ontology annotation, biological process: negative regulation of gene expression via chromosomal CpG island methylation; protein ubiquitination.
GGACCAAUUUCGUUGCCAAGUACACAACCGGCACGUGUAGUUUGAUCGUGUAAACAAGUAGAUCUAGAUCUAGAAUCUAUAUUAGACUAGGAAAAAUAGCGCAUACUAAUCUAGCCUAUAUUAUAAUAUUACCUAGAUUAGAAUAUAUUUUGUAUAUUUAAAAAAAUGCACGACUAUGAAGCUAUAAGAAAAAAGAAUCUAGAAGAUAAUAAAAGAAUUUUAGCAUCUUUCGGAUUAUUGGAUCCGUUUAAAUCAUUACCAAGCAUUAUAAAAAGAUGCAAUCAGCCAACAUUGAUUAAACCUGCUGAGAAAUCAAGGAAAAGAAAAGCUUCUUCAGACUUUGACAAUUUUGUGGGUGGCUCAAUUCAUGGCUCAAGACGUAAAUCUGCUAGACUCCAAGGAAAAGUGGUUAGUGAAGUUUCACAAUCUUUAGAUCAGGAUGUAGAAUCAGAUGAGGACAAGAAAUCUGUAAUAAAAGUUCAGGCCAAUAGGCCAAAUUUUCAUGGAGCUGUCCCAGACAUUGAAGUAGGCACUGUGUGGAGUACCAGGAUGGAAUGUUGUCGUGAUGGUGUUCACAGACCAACAGUUGCUGGCAUUCAUGGAGGUGAACUUGGAGCCUACUCAAUUGCUCUGUCUGGUGGCUAUGAAGAUGAUGUUGACUUGGGAGAAUGUUUUACUUACACUGGAGAGGGUGGUAGGGACUUAAAAGGUACAAAAGCUAAUCCUAAGAAUCUUCGAACUGCACCGCAGUCUAAAGAUCAGGCACUUACCAGGGGUAACUUAGCUUUAAGCAAGAAUGUUGAAACAGGAAAUCCAGUACGUGUCAUUCGAGGUUACAAGCUAGACAGUCCUUUUGCACCAGAAUCUGGUUAUCGAUAUGAUGGUUUGUACAGUGUUGAGAAAAGUUGGUUUACAAUUGGUCUUUCUGGAUAUGGAGUCUGGAAAUUUGCUUUAAAGCGUUGUGGUAAUCAGGCACCACCACCCUGGACAUUCACCUCAGAGCCUGGGUCACCUGAAAAAAAAAACAUUGAUGAGCCAGAUGUAGAAACCACACAAAAUUCAACUGAUGCUGACACAACCAAAAGUGCAUUUAGAAAUGCAGACUAGCUUUAGUGACACGCAGUGUUUUAAAUUAUAUUUUGCAAGAACUUAAUUUCUUAUGAAUUAAUUGCUUGACUUUUAGUGGGUAAAAUCAACCUUUGUAAAAUUACCAUAAUUUUAAGUGAUAUUUCGUUCCAAAAAUGAUAUAAGACAGCUAAACAAAAAGUUGGAAAUUAAUCCACUCGCCAAAUGCCUUAUACUUUAAUCUUAUUUACAAUGCACCUUUUCCAUACUAUUACUUUAGAAAAUUGUAAUUCUGUAAAAGUAAAAUCAGGUUAGCGUAAAUUUAUAAUAUAUCAUUUAUAAUACAAAUAUUAUUUGUUUUAAUCUUUGAAAUCCAACAUAUCAGCUUUUAAUCAUCUCAAACUAGACAAUACUACUCAUUUCCUGGUAGAGUUAAUUUUAUUUGGUAAAUUCUUUUUCAAUCCAAAGUUAAAUAAUGUGAAAAAUUUGUUAAAAGAAUCUGUUUUAAAAUUUAAUUAGAGAUCGAAAUAUUUUGACUAAACAUUAAGGAUCAUAAUUUUUCUCAUGGGCUACAUUGAUACAUCCAGAUUGUUUUCAUUUUACUGUCUUGAUUUUGUGUUGCUAUGAAAUGUUAGUGAUCAUUUUGUUUUAACUUACUCCAUGCUUUGAACAAAUGUACUUAACCAAAUUUGUACUAAAUAAACUGUGUAUAUAUUUUCUUU